Molecule: messenger RNA, 1890 nt
Organism: Lactuca virosa
Lineage: Eukaryota; Viridiplantae; Streptophyta; Magnoliopsida; Asterales; Asteraceae
Source: the annotation of a GenBank genome assembly
AUGCAAGCAAAUCAAGUUGUGUGUUCAACAGAAAAAACAAGAUUGACGAUAUCAAAACCAAUGGGGACGGAGAUGUCUCAAAAUAAAGAUGUAAGAAUUGAAAUGCAGAGUAAUCAAUCGGAAAUGGCCGAUAACGUUAACUACAACUAUGCUCGGGAGUGGGAAUUCUGCAUUCAUUACAAUGAAACCAUCCAACUUUCAAAACGCAAACGACAAAUGGAGAAAGUACCCCCAUUGCUCUUAAAAGGAGAAAAAGGUGGAAGAAACCGCCAAUGCUACGAGCCAGCGGUGGUUUCACUUGGCCCUUACCACCAUAAACGAGAUGACCUCGCCGCAGCCGAGAAAUACAAGCUAAUAACCCUCGAGGAGUAUAGUUUGAGCUCCAAAAAGACCAUGGAUUCAUUAUACAAUAAAGUGUUUGAGGUAGUACAAGAUGCUAGAAAGUGCUAUGUCGAUGGUUCUACAGAUGAAUACAACGACAAUCAGUUUAAUCAAAUGAUGUUGCGUGAUGGUUGCUUCGUUUUGUUCUUUAUAGAUUGCAUUGCUAGCCGACCGAACACUAUGUUGAUGCUAAAUAAUGAGUAUUUAGGCGCAUUGGGCUUCAUGCACGUAGCUCGUGACAUUUUGUUGCUCGAGAACCAAAUCCCGUUUAUAGUACUCCAAGUUUUGUUGGAUUUGCGAUUCCCAAAAGAUAGAGGUGAAAGGAUCUUAAAUGAGUUCUUUAACUACUUGAACUAUGGUGAAAUAACCACGAGGGAAGAAAAAGUGCUUGAAAAGAAGCAACCUCUUCAUCUUCUCGAGCUUUACCGAUCCUAUUUCAUCUCGCUUUCCUCCUCUUUCGAUGUUCAUGCGAAUGCUAAUGCAAAAUCAAAUUAUGUAAAGCGAAAUCGAUCUUUUGCGUCAGUUACAGAACUCAAAGCUAAAGGUAUUUUCUUGAAACGUAUUAACGUCAAUGACGAGUCUUCUAACGAAGACAUCAGGUUUCACUCUCAUUGUUGCUAUGGCGAGCUUGAGCUUGUGCGUCGGGCGGUGUACUCGAAUUCAAAAGCUAUAUACUUGAAUAUGAUUGCUUACGAGUUGUGCCCUCAUAAUCCAAAUGACCUUCGAGUUUCUACUUACAUUCGAGUAAUGAAAUCGUUGGUUAUUCAUCGUGAUGACGUGAAGGAGUUACGAGAAAACAAGAUAUUGCUUCAUAGUCUUGGUCGAGAUGAAGAUGUGGUGAAGAUGUACGAUGAGAUUGAAACACUGGCAGUUAAUGUCCACAUGUUCAACCAGAUUCGACGAGGAAUUGAGAAGCAUUGUAAUAACAAGUAUAAGACGUGGGCGGCGGAGUUGAUUAACGUUUACUUUUGCAGUCCAUGGAAGACAGUAGCUUUGUUGGUGGCUACUGCUAUUCUGUUCACUAGUUUUCUGCAAACUUACUUCGCCAUCAGGCCACCUCCAGAUGAAUCCAGUGGAGAUAUGCUCGAGCUUUUGAGACAUUGCGUACACUCUAAGCCUCCUUCUGCACCUACUUGAUCGAAAGGUGUUCAUGUCACACCGAAUGACCACCGCACCAUGUUGCACACUCGAGUUAAGAACGUAAAAAGUAUGAGAUAUUUUUACUUAGAGCUUAUCUAUAACACGUUAUAACUAGUGUUAUAUAUGUUCGAUGGGUUGACAGACACAACAAGAAAAGACACCUUUAGGGACGAUAAAAAGCGUCGCUAAUAGUCAAGAAAGUCGCCCCUAAAGGUAUUAGGGACGACAUGUCGUCUCAAUUGGGUCGUUGCAAAUACCUCGUAGCUAAUACUCCAAAGUCGUCCCUAAAGCUUAUAUUUCUUGUUGUGAGAUGUAAAAGAAAUAGAUUGAUUUUACUUUGUUAUAUAAUCCUUAUUUAAUUUGUUCCCA